This is a messenger RNA of Myxocyprinus asiaticus (Chinese sucker), 4947 nucleotides long. Its product is annotated as BMP-binding endothelial regulator protein-like. Bases 567 to 2570 code for a protein of 667 amino acids. Gene Ontology annotation, molecular function: protein binding. NCBI's taxonomy places the organism in Eukaryota, Metazoa, Chordata, Actinopteri, Cypriniformes, Catostomidae. The record is from RefSeq and is a predicted model, not a curated record. The transcript has 14 exons.
GAGAGGAGCAGAUCUGUGUGGAUUAGAGGACAGUCCCACAUCGCGGGAAUGUUUAACUGCAAAUCUGGAGCUCGUGGAGUUUCGGCGUCUCGAGACAUGAGCAGCCGCGCGCACCCGAGCACCUCAGAACGAGGAACCGGUGAUCAAACCAAAUCACUCUGACCAAACACCAGACCUGCUGGACAUCUCCAACUCAAAAUCCAUCUUUAUCUCCACUGGGAUCAUGGCCGUGUCAUCUCUCCACAGGCUUUUCUUCAGAAGAUCUCGGGAUCUUAUCUCUGAUUUGGGCUCUUCGGGGAGUUUGUGACCCGCGAAUUUGGAUAUUCAAGAAGGUCGCUGUCGACGUGUUUUUGGACUCUGCUGCUCUGCUUUUGUCAUUAUAAUGUUCGGCUGACGGUCCAUCGCUAAAUGUUGUGGGAUUAAAUCCCCUGUGACACCGAUGUCUCCUUCCCUCAGGAUCAUAACGCAAACUAUUUCUACAGGCUGUGGAUAAUAUUAUUUUUUUAUCAUCAUCAUAUUUCUUUUUUUUUCUUUUUUCUUUUCCCUGCGUCUGGAGUGAAUUUAGGAUGCUGUGUCUGUCUCCAGUAACCCACAACCUCUUAUUCUGGUUUUUAAUUUUCCAAGCAACACAAUUAACUGCACCUUUAAUCACAGGCACAGAGGCGAGCUGUGAGAACGAGGGAGAGGUGUUACACAUCCCCAACAUCACAGACAACCCCUGCAUCUCCUGCGUCUGUCUGGAUAAGAGAGCAGACUGUAAGCAGGAGAAGUGUGCACUGGUGUUAGCGGACUGUGCGCUGGUUGUCAAACAGACAGGAGCCUGCUGUGAAAGAUGCAAAGGUUGUCAUCUAAACGGGAAGUUGUACAACAGCUCCCAUCAGUGGAUCAGCCCUGUCAAACCCUGUGUCACAUACAGCUGUCAGGAAGGUGUCGUCACUGAAGCAGAAAUGAGGUGCGUCAUUCACUGUAAGAACCCCAAAAUCCACCCGAAGAAAUGCUGCCCGUCCUGCCCAGGGUGUAUUUUUGAAGGGCGUCUAUAUAAAGAACAAGAGGAGUUUAACCCUGAAGGAAAUCCAUGUAUCAAAUGCAUCUGCACUGGAGGUCACAGUAUGUGUCAUAAAUUGGUGUGUCCGGUUCUUUCCUGUCCGUCUCAUCUCACUCACACCCUGCCUGGUCAGUGCUGCCCGAGAUGUCAGGGCCAGAGGAAGGUGUUUGACCUGUCGUUUGGCAGCUGUCUAUUCCAUAGUGAGGUCUAUGAGAACGGCACAUCCUUCAGCUAUGACAACUGCACCAGCUGCACGUGCGUGGACUCCACAGUGGUGUGCAGGACGAGGUGCUCGCCGCCCGGCAGUUGUCACGGCCGCGCAUGCUGUGAAGAGUGCCAGUCUGUUCUCAAGAUGGAGGAUGUGAAGUACUGCAGGGUGAAGAGCAAGAUUUACAGGGAUGGUGACAGAUGGUCAUCAGUUAACUGCACUCUGUGCACCUGUGUGAAGGGAAAUAUUGAGUGCCAGCCCAAGAAUUGUGUUCCCAUUACCAGCUGCCCCUCGAAUAAGAUCCUGAAUCGUACUGGCUGCUGUCCUGUGUGCACUGACAAGCCAGGCGUGUGUACAGUUUUUGGAGACCCUCACUAUAACACUUUUGAUGGCCGCACCUUUAACUUCCAGGGCACGUGUAAAUAUGUGCUCACUAAGGACUGCUCGCCUGCCACCAGCUUCACUGUGCUGGUGAAGAAUGACGCUCGGCGUACACGCUCCUUCUCCUGGACCAAAUCAGUGGAGCUGCACAUGUCAGGCCUGAGCAUCAGUCUCCAUCAACACCUAACCGUCCGUCAGAACGGCACGCGCAUUGCUCUGCCCUUCCACAGCACUGGAGUUCACAUCGAUCUGGAUGGAUAUCUGCUCAAACUCACCACCAUCGCAGGGCUGGAGAUCACAUGGGACGGGGACAGUCUGGUGGAGGUGGUCGCAGCUCCACAUCUGAAGGACCGUCUCUGUGGUCUGUGUGGAAACUACAAUGGUCACCGGCGAGAUGACACGCUAGGAGGAGACGGACAUUUCAAGUUUGACGUGGAUGAGUUUGCAGAGUCGUGGCGUGUGGAGGACAACGAGGUGUGUGAGGUACCAAACCGCAGGCCCACGUCCUUCCUGUGUGCAGGCACGGUGAAAGUGAAGCUCCGCGCACACCGAGCGUGCCAAAAACUCAAGUCAUGGGAGUUUCAGAAGUGCCAUUCUGCUGUAGACUUCACCUCCUUCUACAGGUCAUGCGUAACAGACAUGUGCGAGUGUCCAGUGCAUAAGAACUGUUACUGUGAAUCGUUCAUAGCUUACAGUCGAGCGUGCAAAAGGGAGGGUGUACAUGUGCACUGGAGACCAGAACUCACCUGCCUGACUACACAGUGCAAACACGGUGCAGUCUACGACACGUGUGGUCCCGGCUGCACUAAAACCUGCAGUAACUGGAACGAGAUCGGCCCAUGUUACAGGCCCUGCAUAGCUGGAUGCCACUGUCAGGCCGGCAUGGUCGUGUUUCAGGGCCACUGCAUUAAACCCACAUCCUGCCCUGGACGAUGACCCACAUGACUUCUGAAGAAGAGGGCCGCAAGAGGUCCAGAAGAGAACCGGCUGUACUGCUCAGGCACACGUGGAGGGAACAAUACUCUGAGAGUACAGAGACACAUAAACUGUGCAUCUGCACUGCGCACAUCUGAGCUUUCUUUAUUGGAUGUCUCACCUUUAGGAUUUGUCAUGCAUGGUGAAAACCGAAUCCUUAGUGCCUUACCGACCUUUACCAACCUCUCCAAUUAACUCAGAGUUAUCAAAUUCUUGAUGCCACAAAUUCAAGCUAAAGGGACCUGGACUGGACAUUGUUUCUGAGUUAAAUCUGGUAAAGAUGUAUAUCAACAUUAAUAGUAUUAUCCAUUUAUUGGGUCAACCUGGUAUUAUUUAAUACACAAUUUCUUGACUGAAACUAUUUAUGUAUUUGUUGUUUAUUUUGUAAGUGGAGGACUGUAAACAUGUACUGUAUUUGUCCAGCUUAGUGUAGUGAUGUGUGUAUGUGUUAUAACUGUUUUACUUGACCUAUAAGAUAUUAUAUAUGAACAGUAUAAAGCUUAUAUCCUUUCAAAGAAAAAGUUAUUUCUGUAAAAGUAUUUGUUUUCAGGAACUCCAUACCACAGUCUGAAGUUUCUUCAGGAUCAGAGAUGUCUCUCGUGUGCUGACUGAUUCAGGAAUGGGGCGGCAGUAUGAUUUUGCUCCUAUGGUGGCAAAGGAGCACAGAAACAACUAAAGCCUUUUUUUUUUUUUAAACCAACCUCAUAUUGUUUAUAAUGUGGGAAAAAUUGGCUGGUUACAUGUUCAGUAACAGGAGGAUAAUAAACGUAAGUGGCAGUAAAUUGAUAAAAACUUUGCAAUAAUGACCAGAACUAAGUGUGUUGAUUGUUUUUCCAGGUGCUAGAGAUCAGCCAUGUUAUCAUGUGAUGCAAUGAGUCCUGACCCAAAUUCAAUAAUUACAAUUAUAGUCCUACUACAAAACCAUCAAAUUCACAUCAUUUCACCUUCACCUUUCAGUCUUUUAUUUAUUUCUUUUCAUGACAGUUGUGGCAAAUACAAGUUACCACAGUUACAGUAACUGCAGUAAAUCUGAUAUCUUUUUGAAGAAAGAGAGACAUGUUUCGGGGGUUUAUUUGGACACAGUUCUCUGAUUGGUGGAUCUUUCUCUGCUGUACCAUGGGUAAUGUAGUUGUUUACCAUGAAUAUGACUAUUCAAACAAUAAAAUUGAAAUAUCACAAACGGAUGUCUUCAACAGAAGCCAACUCCAACCAUAACACAUGGGAUACUUCACUGGCCACAUCCUGAACCUUUUUUCUCCCCUUUUCUCCCCAAUUUGGAAUGCCCAAUUCCCAAUGCGCUCUAAGUUCUCAUGGUGGUGUAUUGACUCGCUUCAAUCCAGGUGGUGGAGGACGAAUUUCAGUUGCCUCCGCGUCUGAGACUGUCAAUCUGCGCAUCGUAUCACGUGGCUUGUUGAGCGCAUUACUGCGGAAACCUAGCGCAUGUGGAGGCUUCAUGCUAUUCUCCGCGGCAUCCACGCACAGCUCACCACGCACCCCAUCGAGAGCGAGAACCACAUUAUGGCAACCAUGAGGAGGUUAACCCAACAUGACUCUACCCACCCUAGCAACUGGGCCAAUUGGUUGCUUAGGAAGCCUGACUGGAGUCACUCAGCAUGCCCUGGAUUUGAACUCACGACUCCAGGUGUGGUAGUCAGCGUCUUUACUUGCUAAGCAACCCAGGCCCCCACAGCCUUAACCUUGAAUUUAAGAUGGACCUCACCGAAAUGAACUGCCACAAGCUGCCAGUCGAACUGCGAUGCACCUCACUGAUCUCUGCCUGCAUCACCUUGGUCUAAUGAUGGACUACACUCUUAAAAUGGAAUACAUAGAUAAUAAAUUAAUUACCAACAAAAGCCGUCAUCAGCCAGAUAACAAAGGACAAUGCAUUAAUGUGAACUUCAGUUAAUCCAGGAUGAACUUCAAAGACAUUAGUCAAUCUUAGAGUUCAUACAAAAUCUUAGUUUAAACACUGGCCCUUAACAAUUACUUAGUUUACUAAUUUUAAACCAUGACUUGCACUGUACAUAAAUAACUAAUAUUGGCAUUAUAUUCAUGCUGUUUAGCCAGAGGGGAACUGGCCCCCACAGUGAGUCUGGUUUCUCCCAAGGUUAUUUUUCUCUAUUAACCAACAUCUUAUGGAGUUUUGUGUUCCUUGCCACAGUCGCCUUUAGCUUGCACACUGGGGUCUAAAUACAAUGAUUAUUUUUUACUUAUUUAUUAUUAUUAUUAUUAUUUGUUUCUUAAGACACAAUUUAUAAUCAAGUUUUUAUCAAACUGCACAAUGAUGACUAUCUGUAAAUUUUCUGUAAAGCUGCUUUGAAAUGAUGUGUGUUGUGAA